AGGCGUGACAAGUGGAAGCCAAACACGCACUCCCGAAUCUGCCAGGUGCAUUUUGACGAAGAUCAAUUCGAGAGAGGCCGGCAGGAUGGAAAAAUUUUUUUGAAGUCAUCUGCCAUUCCAACAUUGUUCCCGCACUCAAAGCAGAAAAAAGAGCGCAAGCCACCAAAACCAAGAGAGCCAUUGCCAGCCAAGAGUCAUGUCCGAGCUAAAGACACAGAAGCGUCUAUCUCCUUGCUGACUUGCCCUGCGGUCCCGGCUCCACUCACCGACAGCACGCAAGAAGACCAGCAGGACGGCUGCCAUCACCAAAAUGGUGAUCCAAGCUUGCUGGGAGCUUCGUCUGCAGUGAACGGUGUUGCAGGAGAUACGGCUGUAUUCAGUGGUCAUCUUCCCCGCACACCGCAGCUUGUGUUGCCCAACAGUAUGGAGAUCGAAGACGCACAAACGUUGCUCUCCUCGCUGACUUGCCCCGUGGUCCCGGCUCCACUCACCGACAGCACACAACAAGAUCAACAGGACGACUGCCAUCACCAAAAUGGUGAUCCACGCUUGCUGGGAGCCUCGUCUGCAGUGAACGGUGUUGCACGAGAUACAGCUGUAUUCAGUGGUCAUCUUCCCCGCGCACCGCAGCCCGUGCUACCCAACAAUAGUAUGGAGACCGAAGAUGCACAAGCGUCGCUCUCCUCGCUGACUUGCCCCGCUGUCCCAGCUCCACUCACCGGCGGCACGCAAGAAGAUCAACAGGACGACUGUCAUCACCAAUAUGGCGAUCCACGUUUGCUGGGAGCUUCGUCUGCAGUGAACGGUGUUGCACGAGAUACGGCUGUAUUCAGUGGUCAUCUUCCCCGCACACCGCAGCCCGUUUUACCCAACGACAGUAUGGAAAUCGAAGACGCACAGGCGUCGCUCUCCUCGCUGACUUGCCCCGUGGUCCCGGCUCCACUCACCGACCCCACGCUAGAGGAUCUGCUGGACGACUGCCACCUCCAAAAUGAUAGUCCCAACUCAUUCAGCACAUUCCAGGUGGGACAGUGUGAGGAAGUGACCCAGCUGAAGCAGAGGGUGGCAGAACUAGACCAGAAGGUAGCAGAGCACAAGAGGAAGGUUAACAACUUGCAGAAGCGGAACAAUGUACUUCUCCGAGAAAAGAAAAAUACUGCUGAAGGCCUACAGACUGUCUUUACAGAAGACCAGAUACGUGCUCUGGGUAGAAAAUCCAACUGCGGAAGCCCAUGGUCAUCUGCUACAAUAAAGAAGUCACUGCAGCUGCACUUCGCCUGUAUUAAGUUUGAGCCUGGAGUUCUCUGCGAAGUAUUUGACCUCAUGAAAUGCAAGGUGGCUGCCUUUAAGCCCCAGGAGAGAAAAUGUGUCCUGAUGCUAGAUGAGAUGCAGCUCCAGGACAAGCUGGAGUACGAUAAACUCAAGCAGCGUCUUGUUCUCAAAAUUCUGCUCCAACUAACCAAGUACCUUGUGCCAAGAAGCCUGCUCUAG
Molecule: messenger RNA, 1491 nt
Organism: Ixodes scapularis (black-legged tick)
Lineage: Eukaryota; Metazoa; Arthropoda; Arachnida; Ixodida; Ixodidae
Exons: 13
Source: RefSeq, a predicted model, not a curated record